Messenger RNA from Enterobius vermicularis (human pinworm), 489 nucleotides. The record is from the annotation of a GenBank genome assembly. Lineage: Eukaryota; Metazoa; Nematoda; Chromadorea; Rhabditida; Oxyuridae.
AUGGUGGUAAUCGUUGCGCUUUUAACUGCAAUUAUGCAGUGGAAAAAGCCAGAUGAUAAAGAAAAUGAAAUUGGUUUAAAAAGUGAACAUUUGCAGUCGUCAUUGUCGCUACCAGAGGAAUUGUACUCCAAUAAAAUUUCAAGCACAAACAUGACAAGCAUUUACGAUAACUCUGAUAUUAUAAAUUUAAAUGCACCUCCGCGGCUGCAGGAAAGGUUAUUGGAAGAAUCAAUGGAAUCUCGUUUUCUACUAACACGGAAGUUGUUAACUGAACCAAAUGACACUCCUGUAAGACUGAAAGAGAAAUUAUUGGAAGAAAGUAUCAAUGCUCCAAGAAGUUUGAAAGAGAAAUUGUUAGAAGAUUCUCCUGACGCACCUAUCCGGUUAAGAGAAAAAUUCUUGGAAGAGCGUAAGAGGCCGCAGAAAGGCUCAGAACAUCAAGAACAGCCAGUUAAGCAAGAACCGGAUGAAGUUACAGAAUUUCGUUAG